GUCCCCGCGCCCGCGCCUGGCCGCGCCGCCCGCAGCCCGAGCCGCCGCCCCCGGCCACGAAUCCAGAAAGAAUUGUCAUUUUUCGACAGCGGGGCGCUCUUGAGUGGCGCCUCCGCCUGCACAAAGACGUCCCAACCAACGAGUAACGCGGCGAGAUGUCCGCGUCGCCGCAACCAGCCGGCGCGUGCGACGAGCGAGCCCGUACACCCAGAGCGGCCGCGUCGCCCUCUUCAACUCCACGGUCCCCGGCUCCAGCUCAUGCCGUGCUUGCCACUAUGACGCCUGUGCAGCCAGCGCACGACUAUUAUCCUCACAAAGUAGAAAUGGACUCUGACGACGGCUACCCGCCUGAAGCUCACUCUUAUCGCCAUUCUCCGCAUGGGCUGGCAGCGUAUGCACCCGAUAACAAAGUACCAGUUCAGCCGGACGUAUAUGACCAGGGAAUGGAGUCGAUUGACGAAAAGACUCCUAUAGAUCUCAUUUAUGAAGAUGAUAAAGAGACAGUUAUAUAUACCACUACGCCAGAUCAGAAAAGAGUAGAAAUGAUCAGUGGUCAGCUUGAAGAUGGACAGUUGGUUAGCGGCAGUGGACACAUGGUAGAUGGAGGAGUGUCAGUUGUCGUAGGAGCGCCCGGACAAGGCACAGUUUUGGUGCUGGCGGAUGAAUUGGGGCAAGUCAUCACGAUACCUAGAAGGCGCAAAGAAGUUAUGGAAGUGAGUGGAGAUUCCUGGCGAGCCUACUACACCACGGGUCCAGAGCAUCCUCUGAGUGCCGCCACCUCUGCAGUGUUGGGAGUUGCAGAGGACCAGCAGCCACAGUCGCUCGUCACAGAUUACUACAAACUCCCUCCUCUCGGACAAGAUACUCAUUUAACCCUUCAUAAGGAUGUAUGGCAGGCCGGCGGUACGUUGAAGGCAACCAAUGGAGCGCACGGGGCGGAGCUGGGCGAGCUGUCGGGUCUACUCCACGCGGGCCUCGUGAAGCGCGAGCCCGAGGAUCUCAGCCGCAAGGUGGUCGACGAGCCCGAACACGCGCUGAAGCCGCCGCGACACAAGGUGGCGGUCGAGGGGGGCGAGGCCGCAUCGCCAUCGCCGGUGCCAUCGCGCGCCUCUUCAGCAGGCUCGCUGCUGCCAGACGCGGCCAUGUACGCCGCACAGAUGUUCGCUCCGCCGGGCACCCCAAGUCCCACACCAUAUGGAGACCAGUACACGCGGCAGUCCACCACCUUCUCAGGAGAGCCCUAUUAUAGAGAAUACUUCGUCGGUGAUGGCUACCAGCAGAGAGCUGCACCUCCCUAUAGUGAUACGGAAUCACCUUCCGCCUCGGCGUUUGGUGAGCGCUAUGCGGCGCCUAGAUACCACAGCAAAAGUGUGAUCGCUGCAGCUGGCCUAACGGUUGAUCUGCCUUCACCGGACAGUGGCAUUGGAGCUGAUGCCGUUACUCCUCGAGAUCACACAGCCGUUCAGCAGUCGUUCGAGUAUACAGUAAUAUGCCAGCAGCCAGUGGGAGACGAUGGACGUGGGACUCCCUCAGCUCACCACUCCCCUGCGCAAGCGCCGCGCACCCGACCCUGGCACGAUUUCGGUAGACAGAAUGAUGCCGAUAAAAUACAAAUUGCUAAAGUGUUUUCACCGUACGGAUUCAAGUACCACUUAGAAACGGCGAGUAGUAGUUCGCAACGACGUGAAGAUGACCGAAUAACGUACAUCAAUAAAGGCCAGUUUUACGGCAUUACGCUCGAGUACAUCCACGAUCCUGAUAAACCGCUCAAGAAUCAAACGGUUAAGAGUGUUGUAAUGCUUAUGUUCCGAGAAGAGAAAUCCCCUGAAGACGAGAUCAAGGCGUGGCAGUUUUGGCACGGAAGACAACAUUCUGUCAAACAAAGGAUAUUAGAUGCCGACACAAAGAACAGCAUUGGUCUCGCGGGGUGCAUCGAAGAGGUCGCGCACAACGCGAUAGCUGUGUACUGGAACCCACUCGAAAGCGCUGCAAAGAUAAAUAUAGCGGUCCAGUGUUUAAGUACAGACUUCAGCAGUCAAAAGGGUGUAAAGGGUUUACCACUGCACAUCCAGAUUGACACGUUUGAGGAUCCUCGGGAUACGCAAGUCUAUCACAGAGGCUACUGUCAAAUAAAAGUCUUCUGUGAUAAGGGUGCAGAGAGAAAAACACGUGACGAAGAAAGACGAGCGGCAAAAAGAAAAAUGUCGGCAACGAACAGAAAGAAGCUUGAUGAGAUCUAUCAUCCAGUUACUGAAAGAAGCGAGUUUUACUCUAUGGCUGAUUUAUCGAAACCUCCUGUACUAUUUAGCCCAGCGGAAGAUAUAGACAAAUUAGCUGGCAUGGACAUACAAGGAUUCUAUGGGCAUGACGAAGCAGCAUUAGCUGAAGCCCAUCUCAAGGGCGCGUCACCUUUCUUAUUGCAUGCAGCGAAGCCUCAAGCACCAGCGCUAAAAUUCCACAACCACUUCCCACCGGAUGCGCCUGCGUAUCGGUCCGAUGUUGGAGGCCUAUCACCCUACAGUGAUCGUAAGGAUUCAUUAGAAUUGGAAGGUGUGCUUGGCAAGAGGGCACGUACGUCAACACCACCGCUUAGUGAGCGCGUCAUGCUUUAUGUCCGUCAAGACACAGAUAAUGUCUACACGCCCCUGCACGUCGUCCCUCCCACCACCCAGGGUCUUCUUCACGCUAUUGAGAAUAAGUACAAAAUUUCAAGUUCGGCAAUUAAUAAUCUUUAUCGAAAGAACAAGAAAGGGAUUACGGCGAAAAUUGACGAUGAAAUGCUGGCGUACUAUUGUAACGAGGACUUGUUCCUACUGGAGGUGCGGCCCGCGGGCUCCACCGAAGACGAGCCUCUUUACGACAUUACUUUCGUAGAGUUGCCCACUGAACAUUAGCUACGAUUAUCACCCGACAAUACCAGAUAAUUAUGAGGUUUAUUUUUUACCUGGACUGUAAAGACAAUGUGAUACGCGAACAGGUUUGCCACGUUUUCGGUACUCGUUAAAGUCCCAUAAAUUAUUAUUGUUAGUUGUGGCGAACUCAAAAACGUACUUGUAACAUUCCAUGUUCUAAACUCACUAAUUAUAGAUAAGGUUUUCUCAAGAUGUCGUCGAUCUCAGAUUGAAAUUUACUUAUAAGUGGUUCAUCGCCAACACUCAUCUUAAUGAACAAAUGUCACAAAUAAUGGUUGAAAGCCUGUCUCGCUGUUGCGAGCUGCCUUGUAUAUAUCUUUUAGUGCCUUAACAAUCACACAGUAACGGUGAUGGCUUGUGUAUCGAAAGUAAGUUUUAAAAUUUCCAGAGAGAAUUUAAUUAUGUUGUGAAAUUAUAGUGAAUCACUGCUGAAGAUUUAACGUGUGUGCCAUUCAUCUGUUAUCAUUCUAGAAUUAUGUAGUUAUCGUUUCAACAGGUACCUUUAUAUCUUGCCAUGAUGAUAAAGUAAGAAAUUCUUGUCACAAACAUUUUGUAGAUAGGUCAUCUACGCAUGAUUGUAUAAUGAAAAUGUCUUUGUCAUUAUUAUAUUUAAUGUUUAUCUUUAUGUUAAGUGAGUUAAGUCAAAUUAAAUGCCAUCCACUUUUUUAAGAUUUAUGAGAUAAGUUUGCUUUAUAAGCUCGCUCAAUUCAUGCACUUAGAUAAAGUAAUAUUAGGAUUAGUUUCAAUCACAAAUUAUUUCCGUAUCGUGGGCGCUGUGACUAAUACUAUAAUGGUAAUUUCCAUUUCAAAUUAAUAAAAUUAUCAUUUUAUUACAAGUAUUCAUUAUAGUCACACAUCUAAUUACAUAGAGUCGUGAUUUAUUCGACUCGCAAAAUACCUACAUGGGUACUAAAUUAAAAAUUAAAAGGGUACUGAUUAAUAAAAUAGUAGAAUCAAUAAAACAAAUUAUAAUUUUAAAUGAGUCUUAGCGGCCAUUUUGCAUAAUUUACAAUGCUUAAUAUGUAGUAGUCAUUUAUAUGUAGUCACAAGUCGUCAAAGCAGAAUUAAUAAUUUCAUCAACGGGAGUGGUUUGUGUACAAUUACUUACUUAGAUAUGUUAUGCAUAAUAUAUUUUACCUUCGGGCCAUGACAAUAUCGAUCAAAUAUUUAAUAUUUUUGCAUGAAUCUCGUAUGAUAUAAUAAUAUAUAACCCAUUAUAAACCGAUGCUAAUGUCUGUAAUAAGAUGUAAUUUUGUCACAAAAUUUAUAUUAAGUGUUGUCCACCGAUUUAUUCGAAAUUCAGAACCAGGUUCUGUUUUGAUAUUCCAUUGGUCGCAGACAAAGUCGCCCAAGAUAUAAUAUUAAGUGGAGUGCCGAGAGCUGACGGUUCGACUAACUGCCAUAUUAUGACAUAGAAUAGUUAACGAUUUUAGUUUAGGGUAUGCGUAGUUAUACUGUCAAGUUUGCAGGUAUCGAAUUAUUAUUAAGUUUGCAACUUACAUAUUUCUGUGGAAAUUAUAUGAUUGUGAUUGCGCCGUGACUGCGCCUCAUUAAUUCUUCCAUAUCGUUAUCACUCGUUAUGUCUAACCACUAUGUUUAUAAAUUUUAAUCUCUCUAUGAAUUUAUAUAAUUUGUAUGCAUCGCAUUGCUCAAAGUCUGCAUUUACCUUUCACGCGGAGCGGACUCUAACAUUGUUAUAUACCUACUUACUUAUGAUGUAUUAUUUAUUUAUGUACUUAUAUUAUAAAUUGUGCAGCUUUAAUGUUUUUAACUUACAAUGAUUUUAGAUCGUGAUUCUGAAUCUCGUCAUAAGUCACAAAUGUCAGUAGCAAUAAAGUACGCAAAUCAGUUGUAUUGUAGUAGUUAGGUAAACGGGCGUGACCCGCGCAGCAGCCAUGCGUACGCGAUCUUGUGCAAUCAUGUUUAUUGGAGUUAUCUGUUAUUUGAUACGUGUAAGACGGAAUUAAUGUAAUCAAAAUAUAUCAUAUCGAUGACGUAAACAAGGUAUGUUAAACUCAACUGUAACUAAUAUUUACGUAGCUAACAGAUUGAGUGUAACAUAUUCUUCUGCUUUGUAACUAUCGAUCCGAUAAUAUAUUGAAAGCUUUGAGCUGUUUGAUAUGUUUGAUACAUAUUUAUCGUGCAAUGUUCACAGACGUUUCUACUUAACUCCAGUUUUCUAAGGUGGAAUUUAAAGAAAGCUAGUGCAAAACAUACUGAAACAUUAUAAAACAUUCCACUUAGUAUUAACGAUGAACGAGAUACACUUUCUUUUCCUUUCCGGUGUUAGUGCGGUGUAAAUAGAAGCUUUAAAUUAUAACAUGAAAUGUUUGUGAACAUCGU
This is a messenger RNA of Pieris brassicae (large cabbage white), 5255 nucleotides long. RefSeq names its product protein grainyhead (gene grh). NCBI's taxonomy places the organism in Eukaryota, Metazoa, Arthropoda, Insecta, Lepidoptera, Pieridae. The transcript is spliced from 15 exons. Bases 156 to 2894 code for a protein of 912 amino acids. Gene Ontology annotation, molecular function: RNA polymerase II cis-regulatory region sequence-specific DNA binding; DNA-binding transcription activator activity, RNA polymerase II-specific. The record is from RefSeq and is a predicted model, not a curated record. Gene Ontology annotation, biological process: regulation of transcription by RNA polymerase II. Gene Ontology annotation, cellular component: nucleus.